Messenger RNA from Cataglyphis hispanica, 1796 nucleotides. It is a transcript of the gene stet, whose product is annotated as protein rhomboid. The transcript is spliced from 9 exons. Gene Ontology annotation, molecular function: serine-type endopeptidase activity. The coding region runs from base 28 to 1281 and encodes 417 amino acids. NCBI's taxonomy places the organism in Eukaryota, Metazoa, Arthropoda, Insecta, Hymenoptera, Formicidae. The record is from RefSeq and is a predicted model, not a curated record. Gene Ontology annotation, cellular component: membrane.
CCCGGUGACCUCGUGCCGCGCGCGGUAAUGCUACUGGCAAACGGUGCCUCUAUACCGACCAUCGCCGGUGCUGUCGAGGAGGAGGAAGAGUAUGCACGCAGCGAGGCGAAUAGCGCGCAUUACGAUGGAUACGUUACCGAUCACACCGAUCUGGCCUCGGAGAUCGAUAUUGAUGAAUCCGAAUAUAGGCGGGAAUUACUCAAUGAUAAAUGGCGAAUGCUGUUUGACAAGUUUGAUCCGGAGGGUUUUGGAGAGAUACCGCUGGAGGACUUUUUGACAGCCUUAAACAGUCCUGAAUGGAAGGCGGAGAUACCGACGAACAAACGUGAUAUACUUCUGACCAGAGCGAAAGAGUCGCGUGUUCAGGCGAUGACUUUCCAGGAUUUCGUCAAUGUGAUGAGCGGCAAACGGACAAGAAGUUUUAAGUGCGCUGUGCACCAUCGGGACCGUGAAAUCUGUUCUGAAAACGAUUUCCACCUGCUUGUGCACGAGCCGCCUCUAUUUCGCAGGAUGGUCCGCAUGAUCGGCGAUGAAUUCCUUACGGAAGAACGGGACCGAAAGUAUUACGCCGAUCACUACACAUGCUGCCCGCCGCCUCUCUUCAUCAUUCUCAUCACCCUCGUGGAGUUGGGCUUCUUCACGUAUUAUACAGUGGCAAUGGGGGAGGUGAAUCCCUCGGGACCGGUGCCGAUCGACAGUGUUUUCAUUUAUAGGCCGGACAAGCGACUCGAGCUCUGGAGGUUCGCCUUCUAUAUGUUCCUGCACGCUGGAUGGCUUCACCUGCUGUUUAACCUGGGGGUUCAGGUGGUCGUGGGACUUCCCUUGGAAAUGGUGCACGGAAGCCUGAGGAUCGCCGCGGUUUACAUGGCCGGGGUUCUUGCCGGUUCGCUGGGCACGUCAGUGUUCGAUACGGAUGUGUAUCUCGUCGGGGCGAGCGGGGGCGUUUAUGCCCUUCUGGCAGCGCAUCUAGCCAAUGUUCUUCUCAACUAUAACAAUAUGGAGUUCGGGAUAGUCCGGCUCAUUGGCAUUUUCGUCAUCGCUAGCGCUGACGUAGGCUUCGCGAUCUACGACAGAUACGCUGCGGAACAGAUGGGUCCGCCAGUGUCAUACGUCGCCCAUUUGACAGGCGCUCUGGCUGGUCUAACGAUCGGUCUUCUAGUAUUGAAGAACUUUGAACAACGGCUGCACGAGCAGUUACUCUGGUGGGUCGCCCUAGGCGUUUACGCCGCUUGCACGAUCUUCGCGGUCAUGUAUAAUCUGAUGCAUCCGGAUUAUCCAUGACGCGAGGUCAGCUUCGCGUACGGCCAGCCGAGGCACACGUAACGCGAAGCUGAUCGUCCAUGGAAGAAAAAGAAGAAGAGACGGAGGAAAAGACAGGAGAGACCUUGUUGAGCGAUAUCGAAGAAGAUUGUCACAUGUAUUGCGAAUCUUUCAUAAUGCAUUAGAGCGAGAGCUAGAUGUUUCCCGAUACACCGAAAGCAAGGGGUAAAAACAAGAGAUAUGCGUUGAAAUCAUCGGCAGUCAUUCUCCUCAUCAGAGAGAACGUGACUUCGAUCGCUCUUCGCGCGAAAAGGAUCGUAAUUUCGUAGUAUAUAUUUUCUUCCAAACCGGCCUGUUCGCGCACGAUACUCGAGAAAAGCGACAGAGCGCCCGUCGGGAAAAACGCGAAAAAUCAGCGAGGAAAUAUAAUUUAGUAUUAAUCGAAAUUUCUAAAAGAUGAGAAAAAUUUGUACGAUGCGAUAGUAGGAACGAUAGGUGACCGAUAAAAGCGAUGUACUUCCGUCAAAAAAAUGAAA